UACAGGGGUGUAUACUCGCAAUUGAGUCAAAAUAGAAGAGCCCUUUACCCUAGAAAAUUCCAGUACCUCAUUUUGUCUCUCUUUCUCGCUGUUGUUCAAUGUUUCCCCAAAUUUUCUUCUCAUAAAACUUCAACAACUGGUCCUUUGAAUUACGUGUAAUUACAGGAUGGAUAGGGUUUGCAUCUAUAUUGCUUACAAUGGCAAAUGGACUACGGAUUACAAGUAUUUGGAUCAUGAAAUCAAACUAAUUCUUGUUAAUGACGGGAUAACGUUUGAAGGUCUUGUAGAGAAGAUUUUUCAGGUUUUAAAACUGAAAAUGGGUGAGACUAAAGCAAAUAUUUGGUUUGAUACGAAUCUAGGAACAAGCAAAGGCAUGCUAGUAACAAACGACGAGGAAGUUACUACUUGUAUGUACUUGCUGAAGAAUGAUCCAAAGUUCAAGACUUCCCGUUUCAUUGUUGAUAUUGAGGAAAGCAAUUCUUUGUCCGCAGUCAAUAUUGUACAACAAGAGGAAAUGCAGAUUGAAAGAGAUGAGGCAUCGAUACCGGUUGAGCCGAUAUCAGAGUUUGAACCUUUGGAAACAAAAUCAUCACAUGGUAUGAAACUAAGAAAACGGCCCCAAAACAGAAAAGUAUCAAAAAAAAGAAAAAGGUCGAGGAGUAAAAGAGAUGAUUUGUCGUCAAGUUUGGUUUUGAGAGAAGAUGCUUCAUUGGAUGAAAUAGUUGUGGGAUCUCUGUUUGCGAACAAAGAAUCUCUGAAGAAAUGUUUCACAAAUAGCGCAAUCAGAGACCACUUCAAAUUCAAGACCGUCAGAUCGACCAAAAAAAGAUAUUAUCUGAAGUGUUAUGAUGACAAAUGCCGUUGGUUUUUGCAUUCAUCACGGAUCCGUGAUUCUACAUUAUUCAAGGUUAGUAAGUAUGUAAAAAACCAUACUUGCUCUGCUGAUGUGUUACAACCUGACCAACAACGGCACGCAACAUCCAGGGUCAUAUCCGAAUAUAUCCGCGAGCUUCUACCUGACUAUGAAACAGAAAUGACACCAAAUUUUGUGAAGGAAGAAAUGAGAAAGAGAUAUGGAUUGAACAUUAGCUACCACAAAGCAUGGCGUUCAAUACAACUAGCUUUUGGUGUGAAAAAUGGAAGUCCAGAACAGAACAAUGAAUUGCUUCCGCUUGAAGAGAAUAACGAUCUGCUUAUGUCUGAAUCAGAACAGAACACUGAAAACAUUGAAUUAUUCCAAUAUGAACCAGAACAGAAAAGUGUAUUGCUUCGGCUUGAACAGAAUAACGAUUUGCUUAUGUCUGAACCAGAACAAAACAAUGAAUUGCUUCCAUGCGAGCCAGAACAAAAGAAAGAAUUGCUUCCGUCUGAACCAGAACAGAAGAAAGAAUUGCUUCCGUCUGAACCAAAACAGAACAAAGAAUUGCUUCCAUCUGAACCAGAACAGAAGAACCAAUUGCUUCCGUCUGAAUCAGAACAGAACAACGGAUGGCUUCCAUCUGAACCAGAACAGAGCAGCAAAUUGGUUCCAUCUGAACCUGAACAGAACAGUGAAAUGCGUCUAUCUGAAGAAACAAACGGAAGGGAUGAUUAGACCCAAAACUAAUAGGGUCUAACAAAAGUGUAGCACGCCAUGUAUUGUUGUCCAAACCUGGACAACUGAGAGCAGCUAUUGGUCUUCAUGUCAGCUUAAUCUGGUCACAAUAAUUUACCUCAUAGUUUAUUCUGGUAUUACCUACUCGAGAUUUAACUGUUGUACAAAGGGAAGUGUAGUGAGUACACUUUAUUUGGUUUAUUAUGUUUCUUUAUUUAUUAUAGUGUUUGACAGGAUAUGUUUCUGGCGCAUGUUCUAUUUUCCUGUGAACUGCACCUGAAUAUGCAAGGGAGUGGCAGAUAAUAGUCCAACUUUUGGACAUUAUUCAUUUGAGAUGUGAAACACUUCAUUGAACAUAUGUUGAAUUAUGAUGUGAAACACUUCAUUGAA
Molecule: messenger RNA, 1984 nt
Organism: Lycium ferocissimum
Lineage: Eukaryota; Viridiplantae; Streptophyta; Magnoliopsida; Solanales; Solanaceae
Exons: 2
Coding region: 167-1594 (475 amino acids)
Source: RefSeq, a predicted model, not a curated record